This is a messenger RNA of Botrytis sinoallii, 210 nucleotides long. RefSeq lists its product as uncharacterized. The record is from RefSeq and is a predicted model, not a curated record. The coding region runs from base 1 to 210 and encodes 69 amino acids. The transcript has a single exon. NCBI's taxonomy places the organism in Eukaryota, Fungi, Ascomycota, Leotiomycetes, Helotiales, Sclerotiniaceae.
AUGCAAUCUAUAACCUUGAUGGGGACCAACAGCACCAACAGUACCAACGAUAAUCUAAAGCAAGAUGAAAGUGGUAAAGCCACGGUGGUCGGAUGGUCUAAGACUCCUCACUUCGUACUUCCCCCAAAUGAUUGGGAACCAAGUGAUUGUGAUGAUGUAUAUUUUCAUGGCCCUUUCAUGGAUUUCGGAGCUUUCGUCAGCGUGUCAUAG